Rosa rugosa (rugosa rose) is the source of this 1113-nucleotide messenger RNA. RefSeq lists its product as uncharacterized. The record is from RefSeq and is a predicted model, not a curated record. The transcript has 4 exons. The coding region runs from base 1 to 1113 and encodes 370 amino acids. NCBI's taxonomy places the organism in Eukaryota, Viridiplantae, Streptophyta, Magnoliopsida, Rosales, Rosaceae.
AUGAUAGAGCCUGGGGACAAAGAGUCCUCCUCUGAUGAUGAUGACAUGCAAACGGUUCGCCACAGGUCUUUGAGACAUGCUGAAGAAGGAUCUUCAACUGUUGGUGAAGGCACAUCUGCUUCCCAAGCUCCAGCGCCAACUGUUGUGAACCACUCUCCAACUCCUGCGGGCGCUGUAGAUAACGCACAAUUGGCCUUGAUACCAGUGCAGAUCAUAGAUGACAGCUCCCCGGAGGCUGAAAAUAGAGUACUGCCACUGGACGCCCCUCACGAGGAACCAAGCGACGUUCCUGUCCUGGAACAGAUAGCGCCUGACUCGAUUCCUGUUCCCAGCGAAGCUAGCCCAGAGACAAUGCUCGCGAUCAUUGUGUAUGAGCCCCCAAUCGAAGAGGUUCCGAACGUCGUUGGAACUGGGGACGAUGUAAUCGGAGCAGCAGAAGAAGAAGCUGCUGAGCCUGUUCCUAACGUGGUUGAUCAGGAACUUCCUCCCCCUGCCCCCCAAGUCGCUGAAGCUGAAGAAUUGGAAGACCUUCCUGAACCAGCGCCGGAGGUACCUGAACCAGUGCCAGAAGUACCUAUCGCUGAACCUCCUGAGGUCCCUGUCGCUGAGUCUCCUACUCCUUCUACUUUGGAAAGGGUCUUAGAAUACUUGAGGGUGCUCCUCCGCGAGGGAGCCAUCACUGAGGAACAAUUCCAGGAAAUCGAUCAACUGUUGCAGGAUCUUCCUCAAGGGCUCAACGAGCGGGCAGUCGCGAAUGCGCAAGCCAGGCAGACCGAAAUGCAUUAUCAGAACCUUAAUCAGCAAACGGAGACCGCGCGCGACGUCUUGGGUGACCAAGCUAACCUCAUCAGGGACCUGACGCUUGAGAGGAACCACUUGAGGUCCCAAAUUCAGGCCUUUCAAGCCCGGUUAACCGAUGUUACUGCUAUGCUCGUUCAUGCAGAGCCUCAGUUGGAACAACCCCUCGCUGCUCUCGAGACGUUAUCCCAAGAACUGGCUCAGGCACACGUGGCAGCCCAACAAGCCGCACAAGCUGCUGCAGAUGCCAGUUUUCGUUUGGAUGAACUCUUCCUUCGCCUGACUCAUGCAGGCCGAAGACUUUUGGGCCCCUAG